Molecule: messenger RNA, 624 nt
Organism: Opisthocomus hoazin
Lineage: Eukaryota; Metazoa; Chordata; Aves; Opisthocomiformes; Opisthocomidae
Source: RefSeq, a predicted model, not a curated record
AUGGGGUAUAACAAGAUGGUCUUUGGGGGCUGGGGGGAGUUCCAAUUACUGGGGAAGCCUGUAAUUUUGGAGACUGCAGAAGGCAAGCAGAAUCCAUCUGCAGCAGACCAGAGCUGUGUCAGCAGCCUGGCAGAAACAGGCGCACAGAGGAGCAGGCCUCUGACUGAUGGAGAUAUCCACAGAUCUGAAAAACUGGAGAUAUGGCCAAGAAGAGGAUCUGUGCAGGGUGCUCUCACAGUUGGCCUUGUGCGACAGUGUCAAACCAUCCAUGGACGUGACAGGACCUGUAUUCCUCCACGGCUGCCUCCUGAGUGGGUCACUACGUUAUUUUUCAUCAUUAUGGGAAUCAUUUCACUAACUGUCACAUGUGGUUUGCUGGUGGCUUCCCACUGGCGAAGAGAAGCUACUAAAUAUGCCCGCUGGAUAGCUUUCACUGGAAUGAUUCUAUUCUGUAUGGCAGCCCUAAUAUUUCCAAUAGGAUUUUACAUCAAUGAAGUUGGAGGUCAACCAUAUAAAUUACCCAAUAACACAGUGGUUGGGUCUUCAUAUGUACUGUUUGUCUUAUCCAUUUUCUUUACAAUAGUGGGACUUCUAUUUGCUGGCAAAGUUUGUUUACCUGGCUGA